Messenger RNA from Colletotrichum tamarilloi, 1584 nucleotides. RefSeq names its product amino-acid permease inda1. Gene Ontology annotation, molecular function: amino acid transmembrane transporter activity. Gene Ontology annotation, cellular component: membrane. The coding region runs from base 1 to 1584 and encodes 527 amino acids. The transcript has 8 exons. The record is from RefSeq and is a predicted model, not a curated record. Lineage: Eukaryota; Fungi; Ascomycota; Sordariomycetes; Glomerellales; Glomerellaceae. Gene Ontology annotation, biological process: amino acid transmembrane transport.
AUGACUGUAGAAGAGAAGAAGCUCGAUGCCAGCGAAGCGGCCGUCCAGCCCACGUCUAGCAAUGGCGAGGGCGAGAGCGAGCCACAGCAUCGGCAGUUGUCGAGAGAGCUCAAGGGUCGGCAUAUGCAGAUGAUUGCGAUCGGAGGUUCUAUCGGUGCAGGUCUCUUCGUCGGGACAGGGGGAGCAUUGAGAACGGGAGGGCCGGCUGCUCUUCUCAUAGGUUUCAUCAUCAUUGGUUGUAUGAUGAUGUGUACCGUCCAAGCUCUCGGAGAACUUGCAAUCAUCUACCCAGUCAAUGGUGCUUUCUACGAAUAUGCUGUUCGCUUCAUUGAUCCGGCCUGGGGCUUUGCAAUGGGGUGGGAGUACUCCAUCGGAUGGAUGGUCACCCUUCCCUUCGAAAUCACCGCCGCUGGCAUCACAAUCGAGUUCUGGAAGAGCAGAGAAGAAGUCAACCCCGGCGUAUGGUGCGCCGUCUUCAUGUCACUCUUGAUCAUCAUCCAAGUCUUUGGAAUCAUAGCAUGCAUCGGCUUCAUCAUCCUCGGCAUUAUCAUCAACGCCGGCGGCGUACCCACAGACCCUAGAGGCUACAUCGGCGCGCAAUACUGGCACAACCCAGGCGCCUUCAGGAACGGCUUCCAAGGAUUCUGCUCCGUCUUCGUAACCGCCGCCUUCUCCUUUGGCGGGACCGAAAUGGUGGGCCUCGCAGCCGCUGAAGCCAAGAACCCGCGCAAGACCCUCCCGAAAGCUACCCGCCAAGUCUUCUGGCGCAUCGCCCUCUUCUACAUCCUCAACAUCUUCAUCAUGGGCCUCAUAGUCCCCUCUGACAGCGACGUACUCCUCGGCGCCAGCGGGGCAAACACAAAGGCGUCCCCCUUUGUCCUGGCCGUCCAGCUUGCCGGGAUCCAGAUCCUCCCUCACGUUAUCAACGGCGUAAUCACCUGCGCCGUCAUCUCCGUCGCAAACAGCUGCACCUACGGCUCAACCCGCGUCCUCCAAGCCCUCGCCCAAUCCGGCCGCGCCCCCUCCAUCUUUGCCAAGAUCGACAAGUCCGGCCGGCCCAUCUACUGCGUCGCGCUACAAGUCGCCUUCGGCUUCAUCUCCUUCAUCACCUUCGCCGCCGACAGCAAGACCGUCUUCAACUGGCUUCUCGCCGUUACGGGCCUCUCGGGCCAGUUCGCGUACGCGAGCAUCAUGAUUGCGCAUAUCCGCUUCCGCAAGGCGUGGAAGGUCCAAGGGAGGAGCCCCGAGGAUAUACCAUGGAGGUCUGCGCUGGGUGUGGUGGGGAGUUAUGUUGGUGUGUUUCUGGUUUGUUGUUCGCUUGCUGCGACGUUUUAUUCUUCGCUUUUUCCCGUCGGAGGAGAGCCGAGCGCAGAGUCCUUCUUCCAGGGAUACUUGGCUGCUCCCAUCACCAUCUCUCUCUUCUUGUUUUGGAAGGUCUACACCAAAGAUUGGGGUUUCGGCGUCGACUUGCACAGCGUUGAUCUUGACAUGGGAAGGCGGCCUGAGGAGGAGCUUGAUGAUGUCUACGAAGGGGCCGAGAAGAAGAAGAGUGUUUGGAAGCGGGGAUUGUCGGUCAUCUUUUAG